AUUGUACGGUAGUCCAGUAAUUUUUAUGUUUUUGUUGAAUAUUCACUGUUGUUAAUAUUCUUUUACAGAACAGAGAAGGUACAAUGCAGACCGCAAGACUUUAUAGGAGGGUAAUUUUAUACGUUAGUAAUAGUUAUAUCCCAGAAUGCAUUCGCUUUCAUAGUCAGUUAAUGCACAGGACGUUUGACUCAAACCUCAAAACUUGCAGCCGCAAUUUGCCACUUAUAAACAGUAUGGCACAGAGACACUUCACAAGACGCUCAGAACAUUCAAAUGGAACUUAUGACCCAAAGAAUGACCCUGAGGUAAAGGACCUGAUGAAGGAAAUUAUGGGAGAUUUUGAUCAUAGUAACAUAAGUGAAGAACAAUUUAAUAGUCAAGUAAAGGAUGGUGGCUGUACAGAGACUAAUAUUGAUGCCCAUGACAAAGCAAGUAGCAUAAAUGGUCUUGAUAACGAUGUAGAAGAGGAGAAUUGCAAUGACACCACAGACAAUUCAAGUGAAGACGAAGAUGAGCUAUAUGAAGACGCUGAAGUAGAAUAUGAGAGAGUUUAUGAGAAACAUUCCCCAGUGCCAUUAAAAAGGGGUGAAACUGGAGUAUAUGAUAUAGAAGAUCUUGUUGUAGUUCUCCGUUCCGAAAAUGCUCAUGAUAUCUGUGUGAUAAAGGUUCCAGCUGAAUGCCACUAUGUGGACUACAUGGUUAUUGUGAGUGGUUCUUCUGCAAGACAUAUCAGGGCAAUGGCUGAGUGGGUGAUAUGGGUCUAUAAAAGAAAAAGGAGCCCGAAAGAUCAACAUGUUAUGAUGGCUGGAAAAAACUCCAAGUCCUGGGUUGCAUUGGAUAUGGGAAACAUUGUCUUGCAUAUUAUGAGUGAUGAAGCCAGAGAAUAUUAUGAUUUGGAGACAUUGUGGACUGUUGGAUCCAAUUUCGAUGAAAAAUGUAUAAAAGAAGCAGAUCCAUAUAUUGUUACCAUUGAGAAGCCCUAAAUAUAUAUUAUAAAUGAAGAAAAAACAAAUAGAAACCUCAUUUUCCAAAAUGACUAUUACGUUAAUGAAUAUUUAUGUUAGUUGAAAAUAAAAAAUUAGCUUUGCUGAUUUAUGUUGGCUGUAACAUUUGAUAAAAGAAGGGACACAUUGUUAGGCUUAAAUAUAAGUUGCUACAGUUGUGACUAACACAUUGCAGACUAAUGUACAUUGUAUAAAAAACAGUAAUUGUGGCAGAUGCACCUUCACUGCUGAAGACUUCAAAAGCAGA
Lingula anatina is the source of this 1251-nucleotide messenger RNA. RefSeq lists its product as uncharacterized. Gene Ontology annotation, biological process: negative regulation of ribosome biogenesis; negative regulation of translation. Gene Ontology annotation, molecular function: ribosomal large subunit binding. Gene Ontology annotation, cellular component: mitochondrion. The record is from RefSeq and is a predicted model, not a curated record. NCBI's taxonomy places the organism in Eukaryota, Metazoa, Brachiopoda, Lingulata, Lingulida, Lingulidae.